Megalops cyprinoides (Indo-Pacific tarpon) is the source of this 2431-nucleotide messenger RNA. RefSeq names its product praja ring finger ubiquitin ligase 2 (gene pja2). Bases 106 to 2136 code for a protein of 676 amino acids. The record is from RefSeq and is a predicted model, not a curated record. The transcript has 9 exons. NCBI's taxonomy places the organism in Eukaryota, Metazoa, Chordata, Actinopteri, Elopiformes, Megalopidae.
ACUUGUAGCUACAAGUAAACUAUGAACGUAAAAGACAUUCUUUCCAUCGAUACUCAGCGCACGUAUAUUGACGUUGAUCGUGAGAGCUAGCUACUCCAGCACGUGAUGGGUCAGGAGGCUGGCAAGUCCGCCUGGCCCAAACCAGCAGGAGGCUACCAGACGAUCACGGGGAGAAGAUAUGGCAGGAGGCAUGCAUAUGUUAGCUUUCGGCCAUCGCUAACCAGGCACAAAACUGCUUCCAAAGACGACCACAUGGACUGGCAGGAAAUGGAAAUGGACAGCGUGAAUGGGGAGAGUUCUAUAUCUUCAAAGGGAAACAUCUCUUCGAUGCUUCAAGCCAUCUUCCCUGUGUCCUCCAAUAUGGUUCACCCAGAAACUAAACUGAAUGCAGAAGCACCCGGCAGAACACAGGCGGACUCGCUAAAAGGUGCCGAGCCGUCUGCCUUCAGCUACAAAAAGCUGAAGGGCGGCCAGGCUGCGGACUGCGAUGCCGAGCACCUGUUUGGCUCAAAGAAAAGCUCGGAGGCCUGCGCAUGGCCCACUCUGGAGGACGAGGACAAUCCCUCCAGCCCGAGCGUGCUGAGCUUUGUAAAUAUUGACUCUUACGAGCCGGAGAGCAGCGACGGGGAGGAGGACGAGCUGAGCGCCGACCCGUCGCUGGGCCUGCAGAGGAGGCUGGAUGACAUGAUCUGCGAGCUGGGGAAGGAGUUUGACUACCUCAGCGGCCUGCACUCGUACCUGUGCGCGAAGUCGCCGGGGGGCUCCUCCUCCGAGGGGGACGGCGAGGAGCCCGAUGGCGCGCCCGGCCGGGGGAGCCCCCGGGCGGACGAGGACGGCGCCCGCCCGUCCAACGCGGUCAGCGACGGGCCGGAGGAGCCGGAGGGGUCCCUCGCCGGCGUUUCGCCGGUCGGCCAGGAGAGCGCUGACCGUGAGAGCGACCCGGCGGCGACCGAGGCAGAGAUGGUGGUGCGGCCCAAAGUUCGGAAGCAGUCGAGCGAGAGCCAGCUAGAGAAGAGGAAGUGCUCCCAACCGGAGGCCGGCCGCGGGUCCAGGCAGCUCGCCGGCAGCAAGUGCGGAUCUGCCCCGCCGUUCUUCCUGACUCAAACCGGGAGACCCAGGGAGUUUCUCUUUGAUUUCCCUCAGACUGCGUGCAGCGUCUGCGAGUCGACGCCCCUGGAGGGCAAGAGGGAAGACGCGGAGACCGGUCGCAGACCAAAAGCGGGCAACCAGGACGACUUGUGGGAAGAUCUGGAAGACUUCAACGAGAAGUGCGCCUCGCUCAUGAAGGGAGAUGACAGCUCCGAAUGCAGUGAGGGGGAGUGGUCGGCCUCCUGGACCUCGGACUCGGGCGCGGAGAAGGAGCCCUGCUCCAGUGACGGGAGCUGGGAGACGCUGCCGGGCUGCCUGGACGAGCCGCAGGCCGAGCUGCCGAGCAACGGCAGCAGCCCUGACGACGCCGCCGCGGGACUCAACCUCGUCCCCGAGGACCAGACGCCGCUGGAGGAGGGCGAGAUCCCGUGGCUCUCGUACCAGGAGGAGACGGACAGCAGCAGCGACGAGGAGCCCGAGGGGGCCAGCCACUUCGUCCACCCGGGCCUCUUCAUGCUCGACGGCAACAACAACUUCGAGGACGACUCCAGCGCGAGCGAGGACCUGGACGCCGACUGGAGGUUGCUUGACGACUUUGGGGAGGGCGGCAUGGCUCAAGCCAUCUCCUAUGUGGACCCACAGCUGCUCGCUUAUAUGGCGCUAGAAGAACGGCUAGCGGAAGCAAUGGAGGCUGCGCUGGCACACCUGGAGUCUCUGGCCAUUGAUGUGGAGCAGGCCCAUCCCCCAGCCACCGAGGACAUCAUCGACUGCUUGCCUCAGAUCACAGUGCAGGAGGAGCACUACGGUCAGGAGCAGUGCUGUGCCAUCUGCUGCUGCGAGUACGUCAAAGACGAGAUCGCGACCGAGCUGCCGUGCCACCACAUCUUCCACAAGCUGUGCGUCACUCUCUGGCUGCGGAAGUCUGGGACGUGCCCCGUGUGCCGCCACGUCCUGUCUCCUGCCCUUCCUGACGCCCCUGUCCCCGCCUCCUUUGUCCCGGAUCAUGACGCCCCCCCAUCCAACCACAGCGCAGCAGGAACACGAUGAAAAAGAAACCCCGCCCCUGCGCACAGCAUUACGAAAAAGGAACCAUCUUUAUUCUGUAGAGGAAAUCUACUUUUUCCAAUAUCCAUUUUCUGCAGUGUAGCACAUUAUGAAUGGGGCAGAUAUGUUUUGAAUUAUUGACUUAGUUCUUCACAUUUAAUAAUUGCAGGUAAAUGUCCUGAGUGACAGUCUGAACUUAUUUUCUGAGAAAAUAUCGUCAUAUACUGUCUUACUUACUUACUUAUGUUUCUGGGAAGGGCCAUUUAGAGGCUUCACCAGGCUUAUAUUAACAUGUCCA